AUGAGUGCAGAAGAGAUGGAGACUCUUCUGUUUUUUGUUGGCCCAGACCUCACCAAGCAGACGACCAACUACAGGACCCCAAUAGAGCCUAAGCAAAGACUAGCUGUCACUCUAAGGACCACUCUAUCUCAAGGCCCCAGAGGUCAGGCUCAGGUGCCAGAAGCCAGACUCUUCCCAGGGCCAGCUCAGCCACCAGAAGGUCAGAGGAGACCCAGGGGGCCAGAGGAGAACGGGGGGGCCCUGGUCAACAUGGAACUUCUUGGGUUGCCUAACAUUGGCAACACUUGCUUCCUAAACGCCACCCUGCAGUGCCUCCUGGUCCUGCCUUCCUUCUCAAAGGAAAUCCUACGCCAGGAACAACUCUGGAGCUCCUCCCCCUUCUCCAACCUGCUCAGGUGUCUGUCUGAUGUGCACCGUUCGGGUCUACCUGACAGUGGCGCAAACCAGGCCUCAAAAGCAGACCUCAUGUGGAAGGUCAAGUACUCCUUGUCGGGAUAUGAUUUGAAGUAUCUGGGGGACACGCAACAGGACGCACACAAGUUACUUGUGAAUAUGCUGUGCCAGCUGAAGGAGGAGGGCAUGAUUCUGAAGACACUCGGGGUGAACUAUACCUGCCCUGUUUCCCAGCUGGAGUUCCAGCUUGUCUCAGUGCGCACAUGUACCAGCUGUGGGCGCGAGUCGUCCACCAAAGAGGACUACAAUCACCUCUCAUUGGACUUCAGCUCUGAGCGCACCUUGCUAAGCAGCCUUGCACUCACUUUCAAAAGAGAAAAGGUUGAAUUCACAUGUGCAGGCUGCAAGGGCCUCCACGCCUCAAAGGUGGAGCAGUUCCACACACUGCCUCUUGUGCUGGUUCUGCAUCUGAAGAGGUUUGGAGGACCUGGGGGGUUGGAGAAGCUGGAGGCUCCUCUUUUGUUUCCUUCGGAGCUGAGGCUCUCCACCUUCUGUGGGGACACGGUGCAACCCUUGCACAGUGCCACCCCACAGGCCUUCACCAACCAGACCCCCAAUAUCCAGGUGUCCAUCCACCAGACCCUCGCCAGCCAAGUCUCCAACCCACCUGGAGAGGCCAAAGAUAGCCCCCUCUGCUGUUCAGAUUCAAAUGACCAGGAACCAGGGAAAAUGCUGUGGACAGCCUCAGUGAAGCAGCCAGUGAAGUCAGUGAAUGGCUACUACCAGCUGACUGGCGUAGUCUCUCAUUUGGGAGGCUCCGCAAACUCUGGGCACUACAUUAGUGACAUCUUGAAUGCAAGUGGAAACUGGUUCUGCUGUAACGACAGCCAAGUGUCAAUGUCCAAUGAAGCCACUGUGCUGAGGACCAGAGCCUGGAGUGCUUACCUGCUCUUCUAUAUGUUCAAGCCUGUAUCUGUGUAG
Oncorhynchus gorbuscha (pink salmon) is the source of this 1374-nucleotide messenger RNA. Its product is annotated as ubiquitin carboxyl-terminal hydrolase 37-like. Bases 1 to 1374 code for a protein of 457 amino acids. The record is from RefSeq and is a predicted model, not a curated record. Gene Ontology annotation, molecular function: cysteine-type deubiquitinase activity; cysteine-type endopeptidase activity. Gene Ontology annotation, cellular component: cytosol; nucleus. The transcript has 11 exons. Gene Ontology annotation, biological process: protein deubiquitination; G1/S transition of mitotic cell cycle. NCBI's taxonomy places the organism in Eukaryota, Metazoa, Chordata, Actinopteri, Salmoniformes, Salmonidae.